UUAUUCAUUCCUGCAACAUUUUCACCCCCUAUAUUUUUGGUCAAACUCACUUUUCUCUGAUGUUAUAGAUUUACUGUUUAGGGUUCUUGGCCAGGGUGGCUAUUGAUUGGGGCUUUGAAUUGGAAUUUUCAGUUAUAGAUAGCUCAGUUCCAUACAAUUUGGGGUAUAGCUUUUGAUCUAAAGAAUGGGUGGUGGUGGUAAUAAUGAUGCGGGGUUUCAACACAGGCAUGGGAGCAUGAAUUGCUCAUCUUCUCAGAUGAACAAAGGCUCCUUGUCUGAGAAGGUGGGAGGAAUGGCAAUGAGUUCCAUGUCCAUGUAUAAGCCUUCAAACGGUGCAGACCCUUUCGUUGGUCCUGGCUGGGAUCCAAACUCAAUGGCUUCACUGAGUCACAGUGAAAAUUUUGGAGGCUCUUCGAUGGUUUCUCAGGGUGAAUUUCCAAAUUCUCAAUACUCUGCUGUAAUGGAAAACCAGGGAAUUGGUAGUACUUCCCACUUCUCCCAGUAUCCGUCUCAUUCAAGCUUUGUUGAGCUUGUGCCAAAGCUUCAGUGCUUUGGAAGUGGAAAUUUCUCAGAAAUGGUUGGUUCCUUUGGCAUACCUCAGUCCAGCCAGAUUGUGGAUGGUGGAUUCCCUCCAAAUCCUGUUCCAAACCAACAGGAGGGGGGAAAUGAAAGGACUUUAACAAAUGGGGCACAAUCUCAUGAGGAGCGCCAAGUUUCAGAGGAGGGAGCUAUAGGGGCUUCUCCUAAUGGAAAGAGGAGAAAACAAGUGCCUGAGUUGAACUCUUCCCUCAAUUCCUCCAAGGAUGCUGAAGGGGAGCCUCAGAAAAAUCCUUCUGGAGAUAGCUCUGAUGCCCCAAAAGAACUGGAUGAGAAGAGAUUGAAAAUUGAUCAAACUAUAGGUGCAGAUUCAUGCGGUAAGCAACUUGCUAAACAGACAAAAGACAGCUCUCAAAGUGGAGAUGCUCCUAGAGAAAAUUACAUUCAUGUGAGAGCGAAAAGGGGUCAGGCUACUAAUAGUCACAGCCUUGCAGAAAGGGUCAGAAGAGAAAAGAUUAGUGAGAGAAUGAGAAUGCUUCAAGAACUUGUACCAGGAUGUAAUAAGAUUACUGGGAAGGCUGUUAUGCUUGAUGAGAUUAUUAACUAUGUGCAAUCGCUGCAACAGCAGGUUGAGUUUUUGUCAAUGAAACUUGCCACUGUCAACCCAGAAUUGAACAUUGAUUUAGAGAGGCUUCUAUCUAAGGAUAUUCUUCAUUCACGAGGUGGAAGUGCAGCUUUUCUUGGAUUUGGACCUGGGAUAAAUUGCUCUCACCCUUACACCACUGGAGUUUUUCCAGCAACCAUGUCAACUAUCCCAGUUACAGGUCCACAGUUUGCUCCACUGCCUCAGACUGCAUUAGACAAUGAGCUACACAAUCUUUUCCAAAUGGGAUUCGAUUCCAGUUCAGCUAUGGACAGUUUAGGACCAAAUGCUGAUCGCAUGAAAUCCGAGCUUUGAUACCUGGAAGUGUUCAAAGAGCUUCAUUUUCCUAACAAAACCUUCUUCAAGUUUGAUCACACAAAUUAAAACUCAUCUAGGAAAGGAUGAAAAAAUAGCAGAAGAAAGGGGAAAACACAGCAUUCUUGAGUUGUAUAGGUUUCUUUUAGUCCUAACUGUUUGUUCUGGAGUUUUUUUUAACCGGAGAAUUUCACUUGUUAGCAUUACAAAUCAUGUAAAUUCGGACGACAAAACAAGAACUGAUCGAUCAUGUAUUACUUUGAAUUGGAUAUUGUAGAGGUGUGAAGCCUCGUGAUAGCUUUUUGGGAAAGUGUAAUGGGAAAUUUUUCUUGUAGAGAAAAUUGCCAUUUUAUAUUCUGUGCGAACCAUGAAAGAAGUGAGGCCCAUCAUGGAAGUUUUGUAUUCGCGGCACUGGACCUGUGUCUUU
Rubroshorea leprosula is the source of this 1922-nucleotide messenger RNA. The record is from the annotation of a GenBank genome assembly. NCBI's taxonomy places the organism in Eukaryota, Viridiplantae, Streptophyta, Magnoliopsida, Malvales, Dipterocarpaceae.